CCUCGGUCUCCGUCAAUCCCCAAUCCAUCUCUCUUCGGCAUCGUUCUCCGUCCCCUAUGGAAGUCCCCCGCAAGACUAAGUUGCACUUCCGCCUUCUCAUCUCAUCCACGCCGUCACUCGUCAAACAAACGCGGAAAGACCUAGAUUAUUGCUAACCAUGUCUCUAAAUUGCCCCAAUUGCGGCGCCCACCUCACCGUUGCCCUCGCCGGUCACUCGACGGCCACAUCCGCCGCCGUCACCACGCCGCGACCCAAGAAGCCCGUGCUGGGUUCUUACAAUGUUAACCCCACCGAUGCUGACCUCCGACGGCUCAAGCAACUCAUGUGUUUCCCGUUCAACCCGUUGUCAGGAUGGAAGCCAACUCAACCGACCAUGCGCCCAGUCGUGUCCGACAAGGAAGACGAAGUCGGGAUCCUGAAGGACUGCCGCGCGCGCCAGACCCUGGACCGGGUAGCGAGAAAGAUGCAUGCCACCAUCCGUGCCGUCGGAGAGCAGUCGGCCGACGCUCUCCUCGAGUCGCGGCGGCGCAACCUGACUCCAGAUGAUCUGCACCCUCCGAUGCACACCAUUUUUGAAGCCGUCGGCGCCAUGAUAUACGCAAUGGAAUGGACGAGUGGCCAGCCUCGGGCCGAUGAUCUUGUGCCAAUGCCGGCCGGCGCCGGCACUGCGCCCCCUCAAGCCGCGAUGGGGCCGUUCGAGCCCGGGUACGUGUUGAAACCUCCGUCCGCGUACUCGUCUGGGUUCGGGUUGGAGCUUCGGCGCCUGUUUGAGCUCAUGCUCGUUAUCGACUAUGGGUUUUCGGCCCACCCAAUCUGCGGGCCAAUCUGCGGGCCAAUCUGCGGACCAAUGCUUCUCCCAAACACUUGGUUUCUUCGCGCAUGGUCUGAUCUCGAAACUUUCUCUGACUUUCUUGUGGGAUUCGCGCGGCUGUGGAGAUGGCGACAGGGUCUCCCAAACGACAAAUCAUGGGGCCUCAUUGCCCAAACCACGAAAUAUUGGGCAGAUACUAUUGGGCUAAGAGUGCCAGUAUGGGACGUUGCUACCAUGAUCUACUAUUACCGCCUUCAUCGAAAGCCGGUUGACGCCGAGGACCACAAGAAAGGGUGGAUAGGAUACACGGGGGUUCUACAGGAGAUGAUCGCUGAGGUCCCUACCAGGGGAACAGAUCGACUGGAACGCAAGCUAUCGCUUGAUGCCCACCUCCUCAUUCCAAGAUUCGUUCGAGACCGAAAGCUUCGGACACAGAUGCUCUUCACCGCGCAAGAUCUUGCGGCCAAGCACGGCUGCCAACUCGCGCCUAUCAAGAUGCCCAAGCCACCAAUAUGGCGGAGAGUAUUCGGCCGGGUCCCGUCCCAACAAGGGCGUGAGGACAAAAAGGAAGGUCACGAGGACCUGAAACUUAUUGAAGGUCUGGGAUGGGAGAGUAGAGGAGAGGGAGGUCUUGAUCCCAGCGGUGCUAGUAAAAGUUCGCAUAAGACUGUGAUGAGCUAAAUACAAAAUGGUGGCAGCUGCGGCGGUGGACGACAAACCAUACUCUCCCCAAUACUUUCUCCUACCAUCGGCAGAUAGUCCCCC
Messenger RNA from Chaetomium fimeti, 1576 nucleotides. RefSeq lists its product as uncharacterized. The coding region runs from base 158 to 1492 and encodes 444 amino acids. The record is from RefSeq and is a predicted model, not a curated record. NCBI's taxonomy places the organism in Eukaryota, Fungi, Ascomycota, Sordariomycetes, Sordariales, Chaetomiaceae. The transcript has a single exon.